Protopolystoma xenopodis is the source of this 286-nucleotide messenger RNA. Lineage: Eukaryota; Metazoa; Platyhelminthes; Monogenea; Polystomatidea; Polystomatidae. The record is from the annotation of a GenBank genome assembly.
GUACCCUGCCUACUAUGCUGUUAUAAAAGAACCGAUUGAUUUGCGCAUGAUAGCACAACGGGUUUUGUCCGGUGUAUACCCUUCUCUUGCCGACAUGGAGAAAGACUUUCACCUGAUGGCAAGGAAUGGAAAAACCUUCAACGAGCCAAGGUCUGCUGUUUACCAGGCUGCUGUGAGUCUCUCCAGAAUCCUUAAGGGCAAGCGGAGUGAAGCAGAGCACCCACCCCAACGGAGCAAUAAGGAUAGAAAGAGGUCAAUUAUUCUUGGUCAAUACAAUAUAUUAUAA